Messenger RNA from Papaver somniferum (opium poppy), 621 nucleotides. RefSeq lists its product as uncharacterized. Lineage: Eukaryota; Viridiplantae; Streptophyta; Magnoliopsida; Ranunculales; Papaveraceae. The coding region runs from base 1 to 621 and encodes 206 amino acids. The transcript has 2 exons. The record is from RefSeq and is a predicted model, not a curated record.
AUGUUGCCAGACGAUGAUGAUCCUCUCUUAGAUCCAACAGAGUAUAUGUCUAUUUUUGGUUUAUUAGAACAUCUCACCUGGACAAGGCCUGAAAUUCGCUUUGUUGUGAAUCAAAUUUGUCAGUACACGCAUGCUCCCACUACUUCUCAUCUUGUUGCAGCUAAGAGAGUUUUGAGAUGCAUUAAAGGUAAUUUGGAUCAUGGUAUUUUCUUCAAAAAGGGUUUUACUACAAUUCAAGUCUUUACAGAUGCAGAUCGGGCUGGGAGUCCCUCAGAUAGAAAAUCAAUUAGUGGAUAUCGUGUUUUCUUUGGUGUUAAUCCAGUUAGUUUUUCUGCUAAGAAGCAACCGACCGUUUCAGUUCUUCUACAGAGGCUGAGUACAGGUCUCUGGAUUCUACAACAGCUGAAGCUUUGUGGAUUUGUCACUUGCUCAAAGAUCUUCAUGUGUUUGUCUGAUUCACCUACUAUUUCUUGUGACAAUAAGAGCUCCAUUGUUAAUUAUGCUUCUUCUAUGGACCGGGCAACUGAUAUCUUCACCAAGGGUCUUGCUCCUCCCAGAUUUGAGUUUUUAAAGUCCAAGUUGAAAGUGUUAUCUGUAUUUCAACUUGCGGGAGGGUCAUGA